Messenger RNA from Sclerotinia sclerotiorum 1980 UF-70, 1869 nucleotides. RefSeq lists its product as hypothetical. Gene Ontology annotation, molecular function: cysteine-type deubiquitinase activity; cysteine-type endopeptidase activity. The transcript has 2 exons. Gene Ontology annotation, cellular component: cytosol; nucleus. The coding region runs from base 1 to 1869 and encodes 622 amino acids. The record is from RefSeq and is a predicted model, not a curated record. Gene Ontology annotation, biological process: protein deubiquitination. NCBI's taxonomy places the organism in Eukaryota, Fungi, Ascomycota, Leotiomycetes, Helotiales, Sclerotiniaceae.
AUGGACGAACAGAACUCAUCAUCCAACACGAGGAAGAAAGGAGUGGCCCUCGCAGGCCUAGGCGACCUACGCAUAUAUCUCAUUAGGGAGACACAUAGGAGGUCUUUGGAUAACUCGGAGGUAUAUAGUCAGAUUGUGGAAGACCCGGCGCGGCAGGGCCUGCCAGCAUGGAAGGUAGAAGGUCUACAAAAGGGCUUAGUCACCACGGGUCUGAAAGAGAUCUUGGAUGCAUUGAACGAAAGACCCCUGUAUAAAAAGACCAUAUCUGCUGCACCAUUUGUAUCUGCGCUAGAAGCUGCCUUUAAGCAGAGGAUUAGCCGGCAACAACAGGACGCGCAAGAGUUUCUCCAAGUAGUCGCCGAAAGGUUAAGCGAUGAGUACCAUGCAGGUCACAGGGCAAGGAACCACGCAAGGAAGUUAGGGGCUACCACUGCUGCAUCCGCAGAGUUACACACUUUAGAUGAAAGAGUUGUGAACGAAAAGUUGGCCCAGCUUAGUCUGGGUAAUAGCGCGACAUCUGGCACAGAUUCUUCUGCGGCGAAAGCGCCAUCUGCUUCUUCUCAUGACUCAGAAAAGGCAAGCUCAACAUCCUCUAGGUCGCCCCAACAAGGUGGAGAACCUAGUAACGACUUUGAUAACGAGGAUGGGUUCCCAUUUGAAGGUGGUUCUGAAUCACAAAUCGAAUGCUUAACCUGUGGUUUUAAACCAAAGCCUACUCAGACAACCUUCUGUUCUUUGACGUUAUCAGUUCCUCAGGUUACAUCUACCACUUUAAAUGCAUGCUUUGACGGAAUGUUUAAAACAGAAUAUAUUGAGGACUUUAAGUGCGAGAAGUGUAGAUUAGUACAUGCCCUGGAAACCUUUGAACAAGAAUAUUCUUGCUCGAAUUCAGAGAAAUUCAAGGAAAAGACCCAAAAGUCGAUAGACAAGCUGAAGGCUGCUAUAGAAACAAAUCCCGAAGAGGAGCUUCUCGAUGUUGAACUGCCAGAUUCGAAAUUCGCGCCCAAGCGAAAAAUCGCUAAACAUGUCCGUAUUACCAAAUUUCCAAAGGUUAUGGCAAUUCAUCUCUCAAGGUCAAUUUUUGAGUCUAGGACAACCAUGAAGAAUUCCGCGAAGGUAGCAUUUCCUGAACAAUUACCCCUUGGAGGCUUAUUGGAACGACGGAAGUACAAGCUUCUUAGUCUAGUAUGCCACAAGGGAAGUCACCAUAGUGGACACUAUGAAUCUUUCCGGAGGCAAAACCUUGUUGCUCCAUUUUCAACCCCAAAUACCUUUCAGCCAUCAGUCGCGUAUGCCAAAUCUUUAACUUCUAGCCCUUCAGUACUUUCGACACCUCGAACAAAUGCUAUUCCAGGGGAUGAUGGUGAUAAUACCACACUCUCAUCGACCCCUGAAUUAUUAUCCCCAACGACAGCAUCUACCACAUCUCUGCCAGUCAUCAAUGGGCGCAACUCGGUAGACUCUUCACUGAAUAACAAACGCCUCUCUAGCAUAAAUCCAACGUCGGCUAGUUCUGUUGCAUCGUCGUCCAAAACUGCAGGUCCUACAUCCGCCCCGCGUGACUCUGACACCGGCAGCAUCCGGUCCCUAGGACGUUCGGCUCGGAAAACUCUAUCGAAAGUAUCCAGUACAAUCAGUCGAUCGUCUCCCACUUCAUCAUCCCCAAAGUCAUAUCCAUCCAACCAAGAGAGGAGCCGGACGUUUGGAACGGAAACAGUUCGUGCUAAGCGAAAGAAGAAGGCAGUUGAAAGGUGGUGGAGAAUUAGCGACGAAAAGAUAAAAGAGAGUAAGACUAGUGAAGUUCUGGACAUGCAGAAAGAGGUUUAUAUGUUGUUUUACGAGCUGGAGAGGGGAGAGGAAGAUUCAUAA